GCGGCCUCUAGACAACUGCGCAGUGGAGUCAUGCUGUAGCCAUGGAAGAGCCACCAGUGCUUUGUUUGGCCAUCGUGGGACGUGAUGGCGGUCUUCUGUUCUUUCGCAGCUUCCGAAGAUCCGUCCCUCCUGACGCAGAUGACCUGGAGCCCAAAGCCAAGCCAUGUGUGAUGCUUCCUUCAGGCUCCAGCUCCUUCUGCAUUCGUCGCUGGAUCAAGUAGAGGCGCAGUUACAACAUGUAGCGCAGGCACUUCAAAAAGGAGAGGCCAAAAGCUUUGAUCCUUACUUGGGCAUUCUCUCGCCGGCCCUUUUCGAUGCCGAGGACUGUAACAUAUAUGGAUAUGUUGCAGCGACACGUAUCAAGGUGUUGGCCAUUGUACGGGACGGGGCAUGCCAAAAGAGGCGAGAUGAAGAAGCUAUCCUUCGGUCGAUGUUGAGGCAACUGAACUUGCUCUACAUCGAUGCAGCGACCAACCCAUUCUACAAUGGACUUGGAAAGGCAUUUGCCAGCAGCGUGAUGCGGAUUGUCGAACAGCAUGCAUCAGCCUUUGGUUAGAAAA
This is a messenger RNA of Durusdinium trenchii, 560 nucleotides long. NCBI's taxonomy places the organism in Eukaryota, Dinophyceae, Suessiales, Symbiodiniaceae. The record is from the annotation of a GenBank genome assembly.